Messenger RNA from Clonostachys rhizophaga, 1590 nucleotides. Lineage: Eukaryota; Fungi; Ascomycota; Sordariomycetes; Hypocreales; Bionectriaceae. The record is from the annotation of a GenBank genome assembly.
AUGCUCUCUUACAACCGCCUUUUGCUUCUUGCUAUCAACGCUCUGAGCCUGGCCACCGUCGCACGCUGUGCCUCUUUCAAUUGUUCAUCUUUCGGGCAGUCUGUGGACCUAUCCUCAUACAAUGCUACUAUCCUCAAUUCCACCCACUAUGCCGUUGGCGAACUGAAUGAAGCGGGGACUGUGAACGCGGUCCCCUUUUGCGAAGUGUAUACUUCCGUCGGUUAUGGCACGAACGACACCAUCAUCUUCGCACUAUGGCUGCCCGACAAGCAGUACUCCUCUCGGUUUAUGGCAGUUGGCAACGGUGGCCAGGGAGGAGUUAUCCCCUACACCGACAUGAUGGAAGAGUUGAAUAGCGGGCUGGGCUUCGCUGUAGCCGGUGGCAACGCAGGCCACUUAGCCUCAGACAACGAUGCCGGCACUGGCGCUGGUCUCGGCGCGCCUGGCGUCUAUCAGCCGUUCCUUCACGACGAGGACCAAGUGAAAGCCUGGCUCCAUAAUGCCAUUAGCCUGAUCACACCGCCGGCAAAGGAGCUGAUCAAAAUCUCCUACGGGGAUCAGCCAGAGCAUUCCUACUAUAGGGGCUGCUCCGCCGGUGGUGCGCAGGGAUUCUCGCUUGCUGAAUUCCACCCCGACCUCUUUGACGGAGUUAUUGCAGGGUGCCCUGCAAACUGGUUCACCCGCCUUAUACUGGGCUUCCUCUGGAACUCUCAACAAGCAAGUACCAACGCAACGUUUCUUUCCGACUCCGUUUUGGAGUUUAUCCAAGCGAGCGUGAUCCGCGAAUGCGACCUCAUCGACGGCGUAGCAGACAACCUUGUCGAAAACCCGCUCGCCUGCCCCUUCAACAUCUCCUCUUUAGCCUGUACAGAAGGUUCUUCUGCCGGCAACGUCACGUGUCUCACGCCUGACCAGCUCUCCGCCGUGAAAGCGAUUUACCAAGGACCUGUGCGUUCGGAUGAUCCCAGCAAGUCUCUCUGGCCAGGUGUCGCACUCGGUUCCGAGGCUGGCUGGUCGCUUCCAAUAGUACAAGGUCUCCUCUCCUCUGUAUUCGCCGUGCCAAUUCUGCAAAAUCUGGUAUACGACGACCUAGCCUACGAUCCAACGACAUUCAACUGGGGAUCCGACGUAGAUGUCUUAGAAGAACGAGCCGGCAGGCUGAUCAAUUCGAUUAAAACUGAUCUCUCAUCCUUCCGCGACCGCGGUGGGAAGAUGAUCGUCUUUGCCGGCUGGGCGGACCCGAACAUUACCCCAGAGUGGUCAAUCAAACAUGUUGAGGCCAUCACGCAAGAUACCAUUGGGCCCGAGACUACUAUAGCGGAGAACGACUUUGUCAAGCUCGUCAUGGUGCCUGGGGGCGGGCACUGUGGCGCAAACAUAGCCAAGUAUCCUUAUGUGCCCGCGCACUAUGAUUUCUCGACCGCAAUGGUAGAUUGGAUAGAGAAGGGGCAAGAGCCGGUUGAAGGGAUCAAGAGCUGGGGUCCGACGAACGGAGAUGAGAGGACCAGGAGACUUUGUACAUGGCCCCAGGGUGCGAAGCUGAAAGAAGGGGGGAAUGUAGAUGACUGGGAGAGCUAUAAUUGUGAAUAA